Bradysia coprophila is the source of this 3273-nucleotide messenger RNA. RefSeq names its product polyadenylation element binding protein orb (gene orb). NCBI's taxonomy places the organism in Eukaryota, Metazoa, Arthropoda, Insecta, Diptera, Sciaridae. The record is from RefSeq and is a predicted model, not a curated record. Gene Ontology annotation, molecular function: translation factor activity, RNA binding; mRNA 3'-UTR binding; mRNA regulatory element binding translation repressor activity. Gene Ontology annotation, biological process: negative regulation of cytoplasmic translation. Gene Ontology annotation, cellular component: cytoplasm; synapse; nucleus.
AUGAUUCCAGAAUACUCAUACCUGAAUAUAACUAACUGUUUUUAUUACCUUUUUCAGAGUGCGCCCAAUUUGACCGGCCCGAAUAUUUUGCAUACUCAUUCGAUAAAAUCAUGGUUGGAGCAACAAGAUUUCAACAAUAGACUUCCUUCACCAACCGAAGGCGAUGCAUUGUCUACAUCCGACAUUUUUGGUAUUUCAAAUCCGACAAUAUUCAGUGCACAAUUGGAAUCGACUCCGCCUGGUUUUCCGUAUUCACCAAUCACUCCGAAUUCCUUGAAUUCAUCGUCGCCGGCUGACUCCAAUUCGUCGUCCCGAAACUACGAUGGAUUUCAGUUUGACUGUUCGAACCAAAAUACUCCCAUGAAAGAGUUUCAACGAAGUUUUAAUUCUGACUGCUUCACGCCAUUUUCACCCACGAUAUCAACGGCAUCCUUUCAACGGUUAGCGAGAGGAUCUAUGCAAUUUCGAGACACCAGCAGCCCGAUCGCGACAGAUAACAAUCAAUUUUCUUUCGGAAAUGGCAUGUCGAGUGGCUCCAUUUCGCCUGAUAGUGAUCACAGUGUUUUUUCAAACAUGGACAACAAUCUUGUUGAAUUAAUGAACUAUCUAAGCCUGAACCAACAGCAACAGAGCCAAGGCCACAAUGUUUUCAACAACAUCUCAAACGAAAUGAAAAGUUUGCAAACAAUCCAGAGUAUUCAAACUUUGAAUGCAUUGAAGCUGAUGCAACUGCAAGAAAUAAACCGACGAAAUCAGCUGCAGCAAUUUUUGGGACUGAAUCAACUUCUUCAGGGAAACCAAUUCAAUCAAUGUGGAACGAUAUCAGCACAACAGCAAUCCCAUCAACAACAGCAGCAGCAACCACAGCAAUUGUCCCCAUCGUCUUCCAACGAUAAUAAUCUGGAUCGAUUGGCAAGAAAUCAUCGCAUCUCUGCAUCAAUGACCGACACUCCUCCACCGUACAGAUGGAAAGGAAUUCUGCCGCAAAAGAGCAGCCAUUCGGAUGCAGUAAACUAUUCCAACAAAGUGUUUCUGGGUGGUCUACCGUUGGAUGCAAACGAACAAAUGCUGGCUGACACAUUCAGUCAAUUUGGUCCGAUUACCGUCGAGUGGCCUGCCAAGGAGCGAAAGGGAUAUGCGUAUUCAAUUUUCGAAACUGAGAGCCAUGUUCGUGCUUUGUUAAAUAUUUGCACGGUGCAGGAUGGCAAUUCAUGCAACGUUCGGAAGUAUUUCUUUAAAAUCCCAGGAAAAUAUCAAAAAACUCACAAGAUCGAAGUGAUUCCAUGGGUGAUUGCCGAUUCCAACUACAUGAAAUCGUCUUCUCAAAAAUUGGACCCAUCCAAGACCGUUUUUGUUGGUGCUCUACAUGGCCAAUUGACAGCAAAGGGAUUAGCUCAAAUCAUGGAUGACAUUUUCAAGGGUGUUAUCUAUGCUGGCAUCGAUACAGACAAAUUCAAGUAUCCACUUGGGUCUGGACGUGUCACAUUCAACAAUCAUGAGUCGUAUAUCAAAGCUAUAUCGACGGCUUUUAUCGAAGUGCAGACAUCAAAGUUCAAGUGCAAGAUCUUCCAAAUUGAUCCAUACUUAGAAGAUUCGUUGUGUUCCGGUUGUGGUGUGCAGCAUGGACCAUAUUUUUGUCGACAGUUUUCAUGUUACCGAUAUUUCUGUCGAAUGUGCUGGAAGCGACAGCACGCAAAAGAAUAUUACGAUCAUAAACCAAUGACACGAAACUCCAAGUCACAAUAUUUGGUUGGAAUCGGUCCACAAGCCAAUCAGCAAUCGAAUGGUCUUCAACAGCAGUCAACAUCACUGUUCGGCAGUCUUUUGUCACCCACCCAAUAGUAAGCGAGAUACCAAGUUGUUAACACAGUUUAAGAGAGAAGAAGAAAAAAACACAAAAUUUAUGUUGAGUUAGUUAUACGUGGUUGAAUUUAUCGAAUGAAUCGAAUAUAUUUCUAGAUAUAUUUGCAUAUAUAUUUAUGACAUAUAUACACACACACAAACACACAAUUUAAAUGAUGAAGAAUAAAAAACCCCAAGAGGAGAAGAAGAAGAAGAAAAAAAUGACACCACGAAAAUCGAAACGUUCGCCAGAUGAUUGUACGAUAGCAAAAACCCUAGAAUUUUUUUUUAUUUUUUAUUUUUGAAAGAAAUUCAGGAAAUUAAUUCAUUUCGCUUUGGCAAUGUGUGAUUUUAACGGCACUAUUAUAAUAUCCCAUACGUGUCAAUCAUUUCGAUAACGCAAUUGUUAAUGUCACAACACUUUUUUUUUAAACAUUGAAUGAAUUUUAUACUUGAAAACUGGAAAAUUUUUUCCAAUCAACAAGUUGACAGUUUUCUUUUUACACACAUACGUGCUGGAGGGAGUGAAAGAAAAUGAUAAAACUAACGAAAAGUAAACGGAUAAAGAACCACAGUGCAGAGCAUUACUUUUAAAUAACGAAAGAAUGAAUUUUAUUGCUUUUGAAAGUUUUUCUAGCGGUUUUUUUUGUGUUGCUCUCUGGCUACCGGACAUUUCGUGAGCAUGUGUUAUGCAAUAAAAAUAAUCAUUUUUUUCGCCACUUUUAUUUUCGAUACAAUUCAAAGUCUAAAAACAUUUUUCAAAUAACAAUUUUAUUGACUAAAAUUUCCUUUUUUUUGAUAAAAUGUACACAAGAACACGGGGAUAAUCAUGUAUGAUUUUUGUGUCGAUUUUUUGUCGAUUUAUUUUUUUUUUCUGUUGUUGCGACCAAUCAAAUGAGCAACAUGUUAUUAGUGUGAGAUUAUUUUUUUGGCGAUAAAAAUUCAUUUUGUAAUUACAAGAAUUGUCAAGAAUUUUCAACAAUUUCGGAAUCGAAAAAAAGAUACAAAAAAUGAAUCGAUUAUCAAAUGUAAUUGAAAACAAAAAGAUUUUUCAUUGGAAAUCAAUUAAUUUAACAAAUUCGUAACCAAUUACUGCGUUCGGAUUUAAAGAAAAAAACAUUUGUUAAAUAUUGCACACAGUUUUUAUUACUGAAAAGAAAAACAAAUUGUUUUAAAAUAAGGUGGAUAGAGUUCCAAUAUUUUACAUAAGUAAAUUUAAAUCUUAAAAAACCUCAAAAAAAGAACAAAAACCAGAAAAAAAAACUCAAAAAAAAUUCUCAAACUAUGAAUUUUCAAUGUAAAGAAAAAACAAUCUUUUGUCUCAAUGAAAUAUUACAAUUUAUGUUUAAGUUUAAUUGUAAUCCUAGCUUGUAAGUAACUUUUCUUUUGUUUCGUUCGAUCGAUUAACAACUUGGGUGGGCGUAGCAAAAA